This is a messenger RNA of Phytomonas sp. Hart1, 1644 nucleotides long. The record is from the annotation of a GenBank genome assembly. Lineage: Eukaryota; Euglenozoa; Kinetoplastea; Trypanosomatida; Trypanosomatidae.
AUGUGCGAUGGGUCUAUUUGGUGCUCUUACACCCAGAAAUUCUUUUUUAAGAUUUUAGUGAAGGAACAUUAUUAUCAGCCGAUUUCUUUUAGGGUAACACCAAAGUGCUAUUCCGUCCUAAAGCGACAACCUAUGCGUGCGUAUGACCAGUUGGAGUCGCUUUUCACGACGAUCUAUCGUCUUCAACACGUCCUUGGGCUUUGUCAUUGGGAUAUGAACACGUAUAUGGCCCCUAAAGCUCAGGAAGCCCGCGGGGAGGCCAUCUCGCUGCUGAACAAGAUCGAAUUUCAGUCCAUCACGGCGCCCGAGGUGAAAAAGUGGAUCGAUGAAGCCACCACAGGGCAGGACGAGCUGUCGCCUGUUCAGCGCAGCAACCUUCGCAAGAUGACGAUGCUGUGGAGCCGCAUGAACCUGCUGUCGGAGGGGUUUCUGCAUCGCAAGGCGAAGCUCACCACAAUGGCCCACGGGGUGUGGAAAAGAAGCCGGGCCGCGAACCGAUUCGCCGACUUCCUUCCCAUUUUGAGGGCGCUCGUUUCGAUUGCGCGGGAGGAAGGGGCGGCUUUGGCGGCAGGGUCCUCGCGGACGCCGUAUGAAGCCCUGAUGGAUGUCUACGAGCCCGGCCUGACCAUCCCCCGCAUGGACGCCUUGAUCGCGAACCUGAAGUCCUGGCUCCCUCGACUUCUGCGCGAUGUGGUGAAGAAACAAGCAGCCGAAACCCCCCCGAUCCUUCCGUUCGAAGGGCCCUUUCCCGAGGCCCGGCAAGCGGCCCUUGGGCGGGAUCUGAUGCGGGUGUGGAAGUUCGACUUCGAGGCGGGCCGUCUCGAUAGUAGUCCGCACCCUUUCACCGGCAUGACGAAGGAGGACUGCCGCCUGACGACGGCCUACGCCGCGGAGGACCCGCUGAAAAGUCUCUUCGCCGUCGUUCACGAGGUCGGGCACGGUAAAUACGAGCAGAACAUCGGGCCUCGCCGACAUCUCACGCAACCGAUCUGCACCGCCCCUUCCCUCGGGGCCCACGAGAGCCAGUCCUUGUUCGCCGAGUUCCAGCUCGCUCGGGACCCCGCGUUGUUGGAGGUGUUGCGGGGGAAACUCGAGGCCCACCUCGGGCCCCAGGCGGGGUUUAGUCCGGCGAAUUUCCGCCGCGCCGUCCACCGCGUUCGCCCGGGUUUCCUUCGGGUCGGCGCGGACGAGGUCUCCUACCCUCUUCACGUCAUCCUGCGCUACGAGAUCGAGCGGGAUUUGGUGGACGGCGGCCUCCCGCCUGAGGCCGUCCCCGCGGCGUGGGAGGCAAAAAUGAAAGAAUACUUCGGCCUCGAGACGGCCGGGCGGGACGACCGGGGCUGCCUGCAGGACAUCCACUGGUCGCUCGGGUCGAUCGGGUACUUUCCCACGUAUUUGAUCGGGGCGAUGUUCGCGGCCCAGCUCAUGGCGACGAUUCGCGAAGAGCUCGGGGAGGAAAAGCUGCGGAACGCCCUCCAGACAGGCGACCUCGAGUGCAUCUUGGCGAAGCAAAAGGAAAAGAUUUGGGACCACGGCAGCCUCUACACCACCGACGAGCUGAUCGAGCGGGCCACCGGCGAGGGCCUUAAUCCCGCGUACCUCCACCAACAUCUCGUCUCGCGCUACUUGGGCGAUGCGGGCUGA